Messenger RNA from Aspergillus pseudotamarii, 546 nucleotides. RefSeq lists its product as uncharacterized. The transcript has a single exon. The coding region runs from base 1 to 546 and encodes 181 amino acids. The record is from RefSeq and is a predicted model, not a curated record. NCBI's taxonomy places the organism in Eukaryota, Fungi, Ascomycota, Eurotiomycetes, Eurotiales, Aspergillaceae.
AUGUCGAACGGGACCUCGACGGCUUCCUCUACAUCUACAUCUACCUCGCCAACGUCAACGUCAAACUCCACUUCCACUUCCUCAACGCCGUCUACCUCGUCGCCGACCACGUCAGCGCCAGCGCCAGCUACGCAAUCAAAACAAGGCCUCUCAGGAUCCCAGAUAGGAGGGAUAGUCGGUGGUGUUGUUGGCGCGGUGUUCCUCCUCGGGGUUAUUGCGUUGUUUCUUUUCUUUCGAAGGCGGAAGGGGCAGGAGGAUCUUCCACAGGAGGGUCCGGAUGUCCAAGGACCUGUUUCUGGGGCGGAUAAGCCGGUGACGGAGGAGGAGGGGGGAGUGGGGAAGGAUGUGCCGAUGCUUGAGGGGAGGAUGAGGCAGGAGAUGGAUGCGCAGGGUGCCGCGGCAUUGCAUGAGAUGGAAGGGGCAAGUGGACGGGGGAUGAUUGGGGUUGGUGGUGAGAAGGGGGCUGGUGUGUCGGAGUUGGAGGGGCAGAGGACGGUUGUUGCUGAGUUGGAUGGAGCGUCUGUUGUUCGGGGUUCUGGUGGAUGA